AUGCCAUUCAGACAAGCAUUUCAGGGCAUCCUCAACAAGGCGGACAAAGCCUCGGAGGAUAUAACCCAUCAAGCUCCUCAGCAGCCACCGGCACCAGCGUACAAUAACAGGCCUCCCCCACCGCCCAUUCCAACCUCUAGCAAACCACCAUCAGGUUAUCAGCAACAGUACUCGCAACCCCAGAUCUACUGGCAGCCCAAUUUAAAUCCUCAAGCACCUGUGUCCUCCAACUUUUACCAUGAACAGGGUCAGCAUGGAUGGGGCAACAAUGAGGCCCAGAAUUACAUCGACAGCCCGCAAAACUCAUUCCAUUCACCCCAUGGCGAUGCGGUGAUCGUACGUGCUCUGAUCAAUCACGGCCAUCCCGACCCAGCCCAGAAAUUUACCAGCGCCAGACUAUCGAGUCACCAGACACUUAGCCGACCACGGGGCUGUCUGUCGGUCAGAAUUAUAGCGCCAGUGGCCCGAGGUAUCUGGCCUGCCUUUUGGCUGCUGCCUAAAGAUCCCUUCAAGUGGCCUGAGGAUGGCGAAGUUGAUAUCAUGGAAGCGUGGAACGGUGAUGCUGUCAAUCACACCUGUCUGCAUUGGGGCCACUUUAAUGGAGAGGACUGGAACAAGCAUCGCGUUCUUGAAACCCCCAUCCCCAACAUUAGCUCGCCGGUGGGGGUGAGGUAUGAUUUUAUCUGGGACGAGGACGAAUCAACGGGUAGAGGACGCUUGGUCUGGUUGAUUGAUGGUGUGCCUGUCAUGAGGGCUGAGAAGCCGCCUGGCACGAGGAAGAUGAGUGAGUUCAGAAUACUCAUCAAUAUCGCUGUUGGAGGAAAUGUCUGUCAGGGAACCAUGCCUAGCGAUGGAUACUAUGAGACGGUGGUUCGUGAAUUGGCUAUGUGGGACGCGCCGCCUGGAGGUUGGAACGAGUUUGAAAGAGCUUGGAAUUAUGCCAAAGAUGGUAAAACCAUGUAA
Molecule: messenger RNA, 963 nt
Organism: Penicillium angulare
Lineage: Eukaryota; Fungi; Ascomycota; Eurotiomycetes; Eurotiales; Aspergillaceae
Product: glycoside hydrolase family 16 protein
Exons: 1
Coding region: 1-963 (320 amino acids)
Biological process (GO): carbohydrate metabolic process
Molecular function (GO): hydrolase activity, hydrolyzing O-glycosyl compounds
Source: RefSeq, a predicted model, not a curated record